Molecule: messenger RNA, 1506 nt
Organism: Marmota flaviventris (yellow-bellied marmot)
Lineage: Eukaryota; Metazoa; Chordata; Mammalia; Rodentia; Sciuridae
Gene: Cyp8b1
Product: cytochrome P450 family 8 subfamily B member 1
Molecular function (GO): iron ion binding; sterol 12-alpha-hydroxylase activity; heme binding
Source: RefSeq, a predicted model, not a curated record
AUGGUACUCUGGGGUCAAGUGCUGGGAGUCUUGCUGGUGAUCCUUGUGGGAUACCUGUGUCUUCCAGGGCUACUCCGACGACGCAAGCCCCAGGAACCUCCUCUAGACAAGGGCUCUGUGCCCUGGCUGGGCCAUGCCAUAGCUUUCCGGAAGAAUAUGUUUGAAUUCUUAAAGGGAAUGCGGGCCAAGCAUGGGGAUGUUUUCACAGUGCAGCUAGGGGGCCAGUACUUCACCUUUGUAAUGGAUCCCCUCUCCUUUGGCCCCAUCAUCAAGGACACUGAGAGAACACUAGAUUUUGUGCAGUAUGCGCAAGAACUGGUACGAAAGGUAUUUGGAUACCAACCAACAGAGGGGGACCACCAGAUGAUACAUUCAGCCAGUAGCAAGCAUCUGAUGGGAGAUAGCUUGGAGGAUCUCAAUAAGGUCAUGCUGAACAGCCUGUCCUUGAUAAUGUUGGGGCCCAAAGGCUGGAGUCUGGAUGCCAGUUUCUGGCAUGAGGAUGGUCUCUUCCAGUUCUGCUACAAUACCUUGUUCAAGGCUGGUUACCUGAGCUUGUUUGGCUAUACAAAGAAUGUGGCACAGGACCUGCUACAGGCAGAAGAGCUAUUCAUGAAGUUCCGCAGGUUUGAUCUUCUUUUUCCAAGGUUUGUCUACUCUCUGCUGAGUCCCCGGGAGUGGCUAGAAGUGGGCCAGCUCCAGCGUCUCUUUCACAAGACACUCUCUGUGGAACACAACCUGGAGAAGGAUGGCGUGAGUGGCUGGUUAUGCUACAUGCUUCAGUUUCUGAGGGAGCAGGGAGUGGCCCCAGCUAUGCAGGACAAGUUCAAUUUCAUGAUGCUCUGGGCUUCCCAAGGGAACACAGGGCCAACCUCUUUCUGGGCUCUCUUGUUCCUCCUGAAGCACCCAGAAGCCAUGCAGGCUGUGAGGAAGGAGGCCACUGAGGUCCUAGGUGAAGCCAGGCUGGAAGCCACCCAGUUCUUCACCUUCAAACUGAGCGCCUUACAACACACCCCAGUGCUGAACAGCGUAAUGGAGGAGACCCUGAGGCUGGCAGCUUCACCCACCCUCCUCAGGGCAAUACAGAAGGACUAUAUCUUGAAGAUGGCCAAUGGACAAGAGUACCUGCUCCGUCAUGGAGAUAAAGUGGCUCUCUUCCCCUACCUCUCAGUGCACAUGGACCCUGACAUCCACCCCAAGCCCACUACCUUCAAGUAUGAUCGAUUCCUGAACCCCAAUGGCAGCAGAAAAAUGCACUUCUAUAAGGAGGGCAAGAAGAUCCACCACUACAACAUGCCUUGGGGCUCAGGCGUCUCCAUCUGCCCUGGUAGGUUUUUUGCCCUCAGUGAAAUUAAACUCUUUAUUUUGAUCAUGGUCACAUAUUUUGACCUGGAGCUGAUGGACCCUGAUACACCUGUGCCCUCUAUGGACCCACAGCGCUGGGGCUUUGGCACCUUACAGCCCAGGCACGAUGUGCGCUUCCGAUACCGCCUAAAGUGUAUGGAAUAA